Molecule: messenger RNA, 1767 nt
Organism: Gymnogyps californianus (California condor)
Lineage: Eukaryota; Metazoa; Chordata; Aves; Accipitriformes; Cathartidae
Gene: HMGN3
Product: high mobility group nucleosomal binding domain 3
Exons: 7
Coding region: 94-486 (130 amino acids)
Biological process (GO): chromatin organization
Cellular component (GO): chromatin; nucleus
Molecular function (GO): nucleosomal DNA binding
Source: RefSeq, a predicted model, not a curated record
UUGCCUGCUUGAUGUAUACUACAAUGUGCAAAGCACUUCAGGGUGCUUCUCUGUUCUCAUUUAUUAGCUACUUCAUUCUAGAAGGGCUUAGACAUGCUAAGAAUAAAUGUGGAAAGCAGUGUAUUCAAGUCUCCAGAGGGUGCUGAAGGCAAGGAUGCAGCAAAAGUAACUAAACAAGAGCCCACAAGACGGUCAGCAAGAUUGUCAGCUAAACCUGCUCCACCAAAACCUGAACCCAAACCAAGGAAAACCACGAAGAAGGAACCUGGAACAAAGGCCAACAAAGGUGCUAAAGGGAAGAAGGAUGAAAAGCAAGAAGCUGCAAAGGAAGGUACUACACCAUCUGAAAAUGGUGAAAAUAAAGCUGAAGAGAUUCGCAUCUCUCGCUCAACUGUUAGUGUUUCAACAUCCAGAGGUGCCCCACCCAGCACACUGUCAGUAAAAGGGCAGAUUGAAACAGUGAAAGUUAAGGGCUCAGAAAACUGAAUCUGUAGGUGACAAGAAUGAAUGAAAUAUCAUGAAAAUUUUGGGUUGAUUUUAUGUACCUCUUGGACAACUUUUAAAAGAUAUUUUUAUCAAGUAUUUUGUAAAUGCUAAUUUUUUUAGGACUAUGAUAGUUGACAUAUUAAACUGUAUAUGAACAUUUCCCUUCUCAUAACAGUGCUUUUAGAAAUUCCCAUUGUUGCCAAGUAAUAUAAAUAUCAACUUAAUAUUGCAAGGUAUGUGUAAAAUUGGAUCAGCAUUCCAUACACUUGCUUUAAGAAAUUAAGUCUUGUGCAUAUGGUGAUGUUUUUACUGUGCGUAUUUGAAUUUUUCAUGCAGUUUUUCUAGAGCAAUAAUCAGUGGUGCUUUUGUACUUAGGGUUUAUGUGAUUUUAAUGAAACAUGGAUAGAUGUGGCCACCUGCUGACUAUUUUGGGUUCUUUUAACGGAUUAAAAUAAAAGGUCUCCUUGCCUGCAAAACUACAGCCUCCUAAUGUUUUCUCUAAAUCUGAGGAAUGCCUUACUCAUAUUUUCAGCUGUUACAAGGAAGACUAAAUGAUUUAACAGCAAUUGUUUUGCAUGCAGUCUGUUUGCUUUUUUGCUGAUGUCUGAUUAAAAAAUACCCACACAGGAGUAGCAGGCUGGGAUUUUCAGUGGCCCACAAUUUAAGGGACUUAUAGAUACAUUCUUCAGAUACACUGUCACAGGGUGAGUAGAGUUGCCAUACUCUAUCAGGAUAUUGUGUCUGUAAUGAGCUAUCAAUACAGAAUGAAUUGCUUGAUUGAUAGAGACGUACAGUAACUUAAGAGUAGCUUUGUUUCUGCCCCGCUCUCUUUCCAUUAACUUGCAUCGUGCUCUGUGGAAACCUUUCUUUCUAUCUGUGGCCUCAAAUUUAAUAUAAAUAGUAAUUGCUGUUCUGCUUCAGCUGAGGACAGUUGUUAAUACAUUGAAAUUGCUGUUAAACAGCGCUAUAUAUUUGGUACCUGGUAGAAAUGGAACAAUGAAAGUUAUUUUUGAGGUGAUUGUGGUGAUAUGGUAGAUUAGCUAAUGAUUUUUUAGUGUCCGUGUUUCAACUCUGCAGCUCAUUCUAAGCGCCUUUUAUAAUUUUUCUCCUUCUCUUUUCUCUAGGGGCCCUGGUAUUGCUAUUGUUACUUCUGGGAUGGGAGGGGUGAGAGAAAAGAUGUUCCCUGUUCUUCAGUAACAUUGAUUUGUAUUGCUCAAGUGGUGGCCAUUAUGUCCGAGGAUACCUUUUGCUUAAGUCAAUAAAUAAAUGACUGUUGCCUGA